CCCCUCAAAGAUCACGUUUGUCGAUAAUAAUCCGACGCCACCGGGAAUUAACAUAUGUCGGAUAGACGGAUAGUUAAAAACAAAUAUUCGAAGUAGCUAAAGUACACUUGUGGUAUACCACCAGUAAAACGCAGUGCCGCCAGUAGUGUGCACUAACAAAACAACUUAAAAGCUUAAAAACUGUCGUUGAACUUUGAAAUAAUCUGCUAUUACGAAACAUCCUAAUAUAAAUGCGUGUUUGACCUUGGGAUACAAUUCCAAUACAAAUAAGCUGUACGAUGUGCCCGGUUUUACCGCAAUCUGCUUUUACUCAACGUUUGCUUAACCAAGGACAGCUUACGAGAUGGAAAGAUGUAUGGAGUUGUUUUACUGCAAAUUUUUAUAAAAAGAGUAGUGAUAUACCAUCAAAUUCUUUACCAGCUAUAGCAAAGUAUAUGGCCGACACUUCCAAAAAUGUGCUUGUGAUGGCUGGAGCUGGCCUUAGCACACACAGUGGAAUUCCAGAUUUCAGAUCUCCUGGAACUGGACUGUAUGAUAACCUCCAGCAGUACAAUCUUCCAUAUCCUGAAGCAAUAUUUGAUUUGGGAUUUUUUGUGAGGGACCCACGACCAUUUCUUUCAUUGGCAAAAGAGCUUUAUCCUGGCAAAAAGUAUCGGCCAAAUCUUGGACAUUACCUAGCCCGCUUGAUAAAUGAAAAAGGAAAGCUGCUGAGAAUGUAUACCCAAAAUAUCGACGGUUUGGAGAGAUUGGCUGGUUUGCCUCCAGAGAAAUUGGUUGAAGCACAUGGAGGCUUUUCCUCAGCAUCCUGCAUUUCUUGUUUCAAGGAGCAUGACCCUGAUGAAACAAGAGAAGCUAUCUUCCGAGGGGAAGUAAUUCGCUGCACAAAUGGGAAAUGUAAAGGUCUUGUGAAACCUGACAUUGUUUUCUUUGGAGAGGCAUUACCAGACCGUUUCUUCUUGUACCAAGAUGAUGUUCUAUGGACUGAUCUUCUUAUUGUCAUUGGUACAUCUUUGGAGGUAUACCCAUUUGCAGCAAUUGCUGAUGAAGUGCCACGUGAUGUCCCACGGCUAUUGCUGAAUAGGGAUGUAGUUGGCUCCUUUGGUAUGAGGAAGCAUGACACUAUCGUAACAUGUGACAUUAUUGAAGGGGUUACAAGACUUGCCAAGGAACUUGGUUGGCAUGAGGAGCUGAUGGAACUGUAUACCAAACAUGAGCCAUGCACAUGAAAAUGGCCACUGAGUUAUUUAGAGUGGCAGUAUCUUUUGCAUCAUUAGUUGCAAGUACAAAAUGUAAUAUUGAAUAUAUACAGCAGGCAGUUCCCCGUUUGCUGCUCAUGUAGUUGUUGGCAAUAUCAUGUAGCUGAGUUAUGUUAGAACAUACUACAGUUGUAUUUUAGUAUGUUAAAUACAAGAUAUUGUAAUACAUGUGAGUUUUGUGUAAAACAGAAUGAUUUAUAACUUGAAUUCCUGAAAUUAUACUUUGUCCAUCACAGAGAUCUUGCGGAAUCUGUGCUAAAAUUUGCUAGUGAUUUGGUACAUUUACACAAUUUUGCCAUGGUACAUAAAGAGCGUAUUUCAUACAUUUAUAUUUCCAUUAAGGCUGUAUUUGAUCCCUCAUAUUUUGCGUGCCAUUUAUAGUAUUUUUAAGUUCUUCUCGUGCACUUAUAUAAAUCUGAAGAAGUAGAGGGACACUCUAACUGCAAAAUAAAAACAGUAAAGUAAAUAAAUAAUUUUUUGUACUAUUAUUUUUGUGCUUUAUCUCAGAUGUGUAACAAAUCUAGUAAUGUAAAUAGUAUGUAUGUAUCGAGCUUGUCAUUGUGAAACCAAUAGAAAUAUUAGUAAAGCUAUAAGCAUACGAUACUGUGAGUCACGUUUACAGUGUUACUGCCUUUAAACAAAUGUGCCUCAUCUAAAGAGGUGUAUGAAAGUACUGGUGACUGGUAAAUAAAAAUGAAAUAUGUUUUAAAGCCAUGGUAACUUU
Molecule: messenger RNA, 1980 nt
Organism: Schistocerca nitens (vagrant locust)
Lineage: Eukaryota; Metazoa; Arthropoda; Insecta; Orthoptera; Acrididae
Product: NAD-dependent protein deacetylase sirtuin-3-like
Exons: 7
Coding region: 279-1226 (315 amino acids)
Molecular function (GO): NAD+ binding; histone deacetylase activity, NAD-dependent
Source: RefSeq, a predicted model, not a curated record